AUGAAAAUGUCCUUCACCCGUUUGCCCCUGGCUCAGGAGAACAACCCUCUCGUGUUUACCCAGCUCUCUCAAGCCCUAGGCGUGCAGCCUACCCUCGGAUUCUACGACGUCUACAGCAUCGAUGAUCCUGACCUCCUCUCCUUCAUUCCUCGCCCCGUAUACGCCCUACUCUUCACAUGUCAGCAAGCCGUGUUCUUCAGAGCUCGAGACGCCGAUUAUGAGGCAAUGGAAGAGUACAAAGGCUCUGGCGACUCCGAACCCGCUAUGUGGUUCCGUCAAACUAUUGGUCAUACAUGUGGAUUGAUGGCACUGCUACAUGGUUUGAGCAAUGGCGAGGCAAAGCAGUACAUCAAGCCAGGGUCAUUGUUAGCAAAGCUGCUGAAGGAAGCCAUACCACUGCAGCCAACAGAAAGAGCCAAGGUGCUCUAUGAUUCACAAGAAUUGGAAGAUGUCCACAUGGCUGCUGCGACAAUUGGCGAUACAGAAGCUCCUCGGUCGGAAGAGCCUUCAGGAAACCAUUACAUAUGCUUUGCCAAGGGUAGUGACGGGCACUUGUGGGAGCUGAAUGGAGGUAUGAAGGGCCCGGUAGAUCGAGGAGCAUUGGCAGAAAAUGAGGAUAUGCUGAGUGAAAAGGCUUUGCAACUGGGCGUCCGAAGCUUCCUGAAACAUGCUAGAGAAGAAGAGAUGGACUUUAGUAUGGUUGCUAUGGCUCCGUCGUUAGACUGA
Messenger RNA from Bacidia gigantensis, 726 nucleotides. RefSeq lists its product as uncharacterized. Lineage: Eukaryota; Fungi; Ascomycota; Lecanoromycetes; Lecanorales; Ramalinaceae. Bases 1 to 726 code for a protein of 241 amino acids. Gene Ontology annotation, cellular component: cytoplasm. Gene Ontology annotation, molecular function: cysteine-type deubiquitinase activity. The transcript has 2 exons. Gene Ontology annotation, biological process: ubiquitin-dependent protein catabolic process; protein deubiquitination. The record is from RefSeq and is a predicted model, not a curated record.